Oncorhynchus mykiss (rainbow trout) is the source of this 1287-nucleotide messenger RNA. RefSeq names its product granzyme B. Gene Ontology annotation, biological process: proteolysis. NCBI's taxonomy places the organism in Eukaryota, Metazoa, Chordata, Actinopteri, Salmoniformes, Salmonidae. The record is from RefSeq and is a predicted model, not a curated record. Gene Ontology annotation, molecular function: serine-type endopeptidase activity.
AUAGAGAGGAGAAACCUGCAGUCUCUCAAAUCAUCUAGAUCUCUGCCAGUCCACCACCAUGUACCUGAACCUCCUCAUCCUCCUCCAACUCCUUUCCUCUGCUGGAGCCUCUGAGAGUGGUAUUGUGGGUGGUAAGAUAGCUAAGCCCCACUCAAGGCCCUAUAUGGUCUCUCUGCAACACAGAGGAUACCAUGUUUGUGGAGGAAUGCUCAUCCGGGAGGACUUUGUCCUGACUUCAGCACACUGCUUGAAAAAUGCUUAUCCUUUAACGGUGGUUCUUGGAGCUCACGACCUAACCAAAGAAGAGAAGAAGAGUCGGCAAGAGAUUCAGGUGGUACAUCACCAUCGCCAUCCUUUGCACGGACAAUAUAGCCAGCUCACUUAUGACAUCAUGCUACUCCAGUUAAAGACUAAAGCAAAACUGAACAGGUAUGUAAAAGUCACUGGACUCCCAAAGAAGGAUGGAUCAACCCCAGCAAACAUCAAGUGCUCCGUAGCUGGUUGGGGCAAGACUAACUCGAACAACAACCAGGGUUCUGGCGUUUUGAUGGAAGUGGCGGUGACGUUGGAGGAUGUCUCUGAAUGCAAGAAGGUGUGGCAGAAAUACUUUGACAAAAAACAAAUGAUGUGCACUCGUACUACCGGAGGGAAAGGAUUUUGUCAGGGAGAUUCAGGGGGACCUCUUAUUUGUAACAACAAGGCACAGGGUAUCGUUGCUUUUAAUUAUCUUGAGAGAUGUGAUGAUUCCCGAUAUCCUCAUGUGUUCAUGAAAAUCCCUUUCUUCAUGCCCUGGAUUAAAGAGGUGUUACACGGAUAUGGUGCCAACAUGUCUUUAAACAAGCAGGAAUAAAGGACUAGGAAGUACAUUGAUGCUAGUGUACUAACAUAAUGGUAUCUAUUCCUGCACAAAUACACUUCUCAUCAUGCCCUGGAUAGAGGACAAGUUUCUGAUAAAGCUAAACCUUUACCCGUUCAUAGUUGUUAGAGUACUAACAUAAUGGUAUCUAUUCCUGCAUAAAUACACUUCUCAUCAUGCCCUGGAUAGAGGACAAGUUUCUUAUUUUUAUCAUUUUGUUUCCAUUUAAAACACAUUUGUAACUGAUUUUAACUGAUUAUAACUGAUUUUCUUGUUUUUAUAUAUUUUUUUGGUAAUUAGUAAUUAGAAAAUAAUUUAAAAGAUAAAGCAAAACCUUUACUCUGCCAUUGUUGUUAUUUUUGGAUAGUCCAUCUGUGUCCUGACCGUAGAUUGCUUUGUAUGUUUCUAUUUUUAGUUUGAUCAGGGUGUGA